Molecule: messenger RNA, 4440 nt
Organism: Pogona vitticeps (central bearded dragon)
Lineage: Eukaryota; Metazoa; Chordata; Lepidosauria; Squamata; Agamidae
Source: RefSeq, a predicted model, not a curated record
CCUCUCUAGGGAGUCUGUUUCUGCCAACCCCUGAUCACCGUAAGCAAAUCGAGGGAGCCCCGGACCGAGCGGGACGCCUGCCUUGCUAAGGCCAGCCCAGCCCAGCCCAGCCCACCGGUCGGAAGCCUCGGAAGCAGGCUCAGCCAGGAUCUCCAGCUUCCUCGGCAAAGGAGACGCUCAGGGAGCUGAGCGCCAGGGCCAGUCAAGCCCAGUUCCCACCAGCUCAAGCAGGAGCCGCCCCUCCCUGCUGUAAAGGCCAGGGCCAGCCGACCAGCGCCGUCCGAGGACGGGAGGCUUUUCAGGCAGAAGCAGCACCGGCAGGAGAAGGUGGAAGCCCCCCCCCCGAAGGAAGGAAGGAAAGAAGGAAGGAAGGAAGAGGGGAGCGCCACUGCUCUCUGGACUGGCAGCCCCCUCCCAGGGACUUCUGGCUGAGCAGGAGGAGGAAGACGGUCAGGGAAAGCCUCUGGCCUGGCCUGGGGCCCCAGCCUUUUUGACGGUUAGAUUGCCAUGAAGGCCUCCUCCACUCAGGUGGUCACCCUAUGGGGGAAGCGAGCCCCCGCCCACACCAUCACGGCCAUCCUGAUCACAGAGGACCAGCAGACCCUAGUGACGGGAAGCCAUGAGGGACAGAUCUCUCUCUGGGAUCUCUCGCCAGAACUGAAGAUUUCCUCCAAGCAAAUGCUUUUUGGACACACAGCCUCGGUGACGUGUUUGGCGAAGGCGCGGGACUUUGAGAAGCAGCCCUAUGUGGUCAGUGCGACUGAGAACGGCUCGUUCCGCAUGACGGGGGAAGGAUGGCUCCUCUGUUGUGGACAAUAUAACGAUAUCCUUGUGAUCGAUGCCAAAACGCUGGUGGUGCUUCAUGCCUUAACCUCUUCUCACUCGUCGGACUGGAUCAGCUGCAUGUGCUUAGUCCACUCCCCGAGGAUUCAAGAGGAUUCCUUAAUAGCCGUAUCCGUGGCAGGAGACCUCAAAGUGUGGGAUCUGUCCUCUUCUGUCAGUAGGAUUCAGGACCAGCGAUGUGUUCACGAGAGGGAAUCCCAGGAUCUGGACUGCGCGCCUUGCCGGUCCAUCCGGUUUUGCACCUACACGGAAAGGCUUCUCUUAGUCGUGACGUCUUCCUGCUGGAAGGUGUAUGAUUACUGUGACUUUUCCUUGCUGUGGACUGAAUUUAGCCCAAGUGGCCAGUGCUUUUCUGGGGGUGAAGUCCUGGCGGCUCACCGGCUGAUCAUUUGGACGGAGGGGGGCCUUGGCUACAUCUACCAGCUGCUGAACAGUGGCCUUUCGCGAAGCAUCCCGUCAUCUCAUGGAGGAGUGCUCAAAGAAACGGUUCAUCCUGUCUUACUUUGUUCUACUGGUGUGGAAGAGAAUAAGAGUUUCUCUUACAUUAUGGGCUUCAUAAAUGAAAGAAAGGAGCCUUUUUAUAAGAUUCUUUACUCUGGAGAAGCUUCUGGGAGGAUCACUUUGUGGCAUAUUCCUGAUGUACCAGCGUCAACACUGGAUGGCUCCCCAAAAGAGAUUCCAAUUGCUGCCUCCUGUACUCUUCAGGACUGCUUUGAUGAGCACAGCCCAAUGGCCAUAGAUAUGGUGGAACACCUCUGUGGAGGCGACGGGGCCCCCAGAAAGGCCACCACCGCCACCACGUCCUCCGUGUACAUUCCCAGCCUCAAUAAACUGGUGUGUGGGUGUGCAGAUGGCCGGAUCUUCGUAGUCCCGGCUCUGACGGCGGCCAAGGUCUGGCUCAUGGACGAUCCUUCCUUGCUGAAAGACUCCCUGCCUCACCGGAUACUCCACGGCCACAGCAGCAGCGUCACAUCCCUGCUUUAUCUUCAUGGCUGCUCAGCCCGGUUUGAUCCCAGUUGGCUUGUGUCAGGAAGCCAGGAUUCUUGCGUGAUCUGGUGGGACAUGUUCACGGGGAAAAUCUUGCAUUGUUUUUCUCUGCAAGCUGGUCCUGUCACAGAUCUGCUGCUGUCCUCAGAGAACUACCGAUUUAAAAGCUAUCGGCUCGUGUGCUGCUUGUGUGGUGACCAUUCUGUGGUGCUUUUGCACCUCCAAGAGCGAACCUGCAUCUUGCACGCCAGGAAACACCUUUUCCCAGUGAAGAGGCUGCACUGGCACCCUGUGCAAAAUCUGUUGAUCGUUGGGUGUGAAAAUGAUUCCAUCUAUAUCUGGGACAUUGAAACAGGAGCUCUGGAGCGCCAGGAAAGCGGGGAGAUGGCCAGGGCGAUCCUUGCCUGUGGCGAAGACUCCAUCGGGGCAACGGCAGACUCUUUGCGCCCAGCUCUUGAGGAUGACACACACAAGCCGAGCACGGAUGCGGAACGACGCUCCCGCUCCUACAAAUCGGCUGCUCCCUCUUCUUCCUGCAGUGGCUUUGCCCAUCAUGAAAAGCCUUCCUGGCCCUGGUUAGCCGCUGCCUCUCCCGCCCGAAGGCCUUUUGCCCUCUUGCCUUUGACGACCAAAUGGGAGAACGUAAACGUUCACCUGCUUCUCUUUGACUUGGAAAGACUGGUAGAGUUGCUGCCGCCCUCUCAGCUCCCUGGGCUGAAGGCCUCGAACUCGUUCCACAGCUAUGAGACUUUGAAGAGAGCCAAAAGCACGGCUGAGAAAAGGAGUCUGGUGCUAAAAAGGAACAGGACCUCUGGGUCUCUGUCUCCUCUGGACGGACAAGUCGGAAUGGCUGCCGAAGAGCAAGCCUUCGGGGAGAGCCAUGCCGUUAGGCCGGUGGAGCAAGGGGGCGGCGGGGGCAGCGGGGGCCCCAAGCGGUCCAAGAAACCCAAGAGUUCCAAGAAGGUGAGGAGGCAGCCCUCGGGAAGAAUCAGUCUGAACCUCAUCGCCGAUGCUGGGAAGCUCCUCCUGUCAUGCCUCCUGCCGUGGGGUGUGGACAGGGAACUGGACGAUCUCUGCCUUCGGCACCUCGAGGCCCUGAGGCUCCUCCGUCCGGUCUCACUGGGACUUGUUGCUCAGAACAGCCACCUCUCGCUGAGGUUGCCUGGGUGGUGCGAGGCGGUGACUCCUCCUCCUCCUGGGGCCGCUGGACUGCAGCAGCAGCAGCAGCACGAGGUGACAAACCUCUUUUCCAGCAAAGUCCUGGAGUUGCGCAGUAAGUACUUUGCGGUAGCAGAAGAGCAAAGUGGAAAGCUCAACCGCCACGGGAAAGGCCUCGGAGCCACGGAAAGAUCAUCUGCACUGGUGUAUUUGCUGAGCCGAAUAUGUUUCGUUCAAGGGAUCAUGAGGAUGCCUUUCAAAGAGACCAGCCCACAGAAAGUGGAACCGGCACGCAAAUGGAGACCCUCGGCUUCCUUCGGGACCACCAGCUCUUACGAGGAGUCAGCCAGCUGCACCUUUGGGUUUCAUCCUUCUGCACUGGAUAAUAGUUUGCUUGCCAAACUUAUUUCUUGUUGGAGAGACCAGUCCGUCGAGGUGAUGGAAGCCAUUCAGGCUGUUUUGCUGGCUGAAGUUCAGUGGGGCCUCCAAAACCAACGAAAAGCUUUAGCCACUGGCCAGAGGCAACCACAAGCCUAUAGAGAAUUGCCCCAGACAGACCAGGCGGAAAGAACGAGGAGCCAUCCUUCGCUGGGUGCUGCCAGCCCAGCCCAGGGGGACAGCUGUAUAUUGCCUGCCCAAGAAGGAGGGGACAUGGCCAAGAGGCAGGUCUUGGAGGAGCCAGACUAUCCAGAUCAAAAGAAGCCACAUCCCUGGAUGUCCAAGGUGUGCUCCUGCAAGGUCUGUUAGAGGACUGUCUCCCCAUUCCCCAGAAAGCACCAAGAUGGAAGACUUGCACCCGUUGUUCUUUGGAUGGUUCUGAAACUUUCAGGAGUUUUGCACAAACCGUAUGCAGCUGCCCAGAGGGACGGACUCUGAAUAACUGCGAGUUUUCUCCUCCUGCUGGAAAAACAUGACAAGUUCAAAAAAAUGCUAAGCUGGGCAGGACAAGGCAUCACAGAAAGGGCUGAAUGAUUCAGUGGACCCAAGGAUAACGAUACAAGGGCCCAUGGGAUCCCUGUGAGUCAAGGGAGGGCACCCACAGGCCAUUCCUCAAGACAUCGGCAAAUGAAGGGCUAAUUUCUCCCCUUCCCCACUUGCUCAAGGGAGGGAAGGAGAGCAGAGAGACCUCACCCAGCCCCCUUUGGCUCUGGCCUGACAUGUGGGUGGCCCAUGGCUCUGCCCACUGGCAGCAGCAGCAGCCCCCCCCCCAGGUCACCCCCAAGAGAAUGCAGCCCUCCACAGAACAAGCAAACCAAGCAGGAGGCCCGGCGAUAAAUAAGAAACCAAAUAAUACUGGGGAUGCUUACUCUUUCAUGGGUAAAUGUCCCACUUCCUCAGGCUUUGCACCAUAGUCAUGUUGUUAACUGCCUAGAGUCACCCUUGACAAGAUGGGCAGUAUAUGAUAGAUAGAUAGAUAGAUAGAUAGAUAGAUAGAUAGUUAGUUAGUUAGUU